Messenger RNA from Penicillium daleae, 381 nucleotides. RefSeq lists its product as uncharacterized. The transcript has 2 exons. The record is from RefSeq and is a predicted model, not a curated record. Bases 1 to 381 code for a protein of 126 amino acids. NCBI's taxonomy places the organism in Eukaryota, Fungi, Ascomycota, Eurotiomycetes, Eurotiales, Aspergillaceae.
AUGAGCCAGGCCGAGGGGAAGCUACGGAGGGGAAAGAGAGAAAGCAGGUGGGACUGGAUGACAGUCAAGACUACCCAAGAAGAUCCUCAGGAACGACUGGAAACGUUCAAGGAGCAUCGGACGAACUGGCUCAGCCCGUCCAUACGUGUCUGGAAGUCCUGGACCGAACGUGCAAAGGCACCAGCCUGGAGUCUGCAGCUACGCGACGAGGAUACUCUCAAGGUACUGGGUACCACGGACAAGUAUAGGUAUGACUAUAAUAAGCAGGGUAUCCGGUACUUGGACCUCCUUCUGCAAAAGGAGGGACUCUGGAAAACGCGCCAGUGUUUCACCAGUGGCCGGGAGAGCCCCAGUUUUGCACGGUGGCAGAGCCACGGUUGA